AUGCUAGAUCCCAUCGCUCUGCGUGAGGUGUUCAGCGUCGAUCCUCACGUUAACUUUGGCACGGUGGCAGGGUUGCGAUCGGUAGAAGGUGCACCAGGACUGGAGAACGUGGAUCUUGGGUUUCCUGCGUUCUCUGAUUACUUUGAUGAGCCAAAGAAACCCGAUUUUACAGGAGAUCGCAUCGCCGUUGGCCACCAGGAAGAAAAGAAGGAGUCAGCUGGUUCUCCUUUCACUAAUUUCAAGAAGAAUAGCCUGCCUAGUGCCAAUGGCUCGCUUCUGAGGCAACCUCCAGCUAUAGCAUCUACAGACGACGCGGACGACAACCUCCUUAUCCAUCACCGAAAGUAA
Cyclocybe aegerita is the source of this 348-nucleotide messenger RNA. Lineage: Eukaryota; Fungi; Basidiomycota; Agaricomycetes; Agaricales; Hemipholiotaceae. The record is from the annotation of a GenBank genome assembly.